GUGUUUAAAUGCACUUUGUCAUGGAGUUAUUUAACAUUUUUGAAUUAUUACUUCUUCCACCACUGCUUGAUGCAGCAUUUUCACUGCCUUUGUGUCCUGGAGCAGUUUUUAUCAUGACAAAUCACAUUUUUUUGCAUUAAAAAAUGCAUAAAGUUACUUUUAAAACUGAUGAUAAUGCUUUUAGACUUCUUUUUCCCUCAGGAUCUCUUCUCACCUCCUCCCCAUAGAAGAAGAAUCCAAAGUACCAAAUGAUCAAAGUUAUUGAAGCGUGCGCACAUGUGUCCACUUUAAAAGAAUGAAAUUAAAAACAAAUCUGUCAUUUUUAACGUGAAGUAUUUAAUCAUGAUUAAUCACGUUCCCCCUCUUGUACUGGAUGCUUGUUCUGGCCUGUCUGUUGUAAUCGCGUGUUCUUAAACAUUUGCAUAGUGACGAGUUGUGUUUACUUAAUAUGUAAUGAUUACAUUGUGGGGGAUUCUGGGCCCCAGAUGACUCAAAAAGUAUCUGCAAGUGAGCUUCUCUGAAUCUGGAAGGAGCUACAAAAACGGAGAGACAAUGAAAGCCUGGGCUGCUCUGUCUUUCCUCUGGUUGGCAUGUUUGUGCCCCAUGUCUCUGUCCUGCCCGGCUCUUUGCAAGUGCUACUCCAGAAGAGCUGAGGUGGUGUGCAACGAGGUUCCUCUGCUGGAGUUUCCCUCCGAGGCUCCACUGAACACCACCAUGCUGACCAUCCAGUUCACAAACAUCACGUCCAUCGCUGAAAGGCAUCUCAAUGCCACACCCCUGCUGCAGGGGCUCCACAUGUACAGCAACUACCUGCAGCACCUUUCCUCCGACCUCCUCAGGGGCGUCUGUCACCUCAACACCGUGGAUCUCACGGGAAACAAAAUCUCUGACCUGCCUGCGGACGUCUUCAGCCACGCCCCGCUCCACAGCCUGGUGCUGAAGAACAACCUGAUUGAGAAAGUGGACGCCGAGUGGCUGCCUGACAACAGCAGUCUCACGUGGCUGGACUUGUCCGGAAACCGUAUACGAAAGGCCCCCUCUGCUUUGCUCCAGAGGCUGUCACUCCUUGAGAAUCUUGACCUGUCCAACAACCACAUGGAGGCGAUCCCCGCGAACUCCUUCAAUCAGCUGAGCAAACUCGAGAGGCUGAACCUGCAGGACAACAAGCUGGACGCCCUGCAUGCGUCCGUGUUCCAGAGCACCCGCAACCUCACCUAUCUGUUCCUGUCCCGCAACAAACUCAGCAAACUGCCGCAAAACCUUUUCAAGCAGCUGAGCGAGCUCAGAGCCCUGACGCUGGACGACAACCAGCUGACUCACGUCCCGCCAGGUUUGCUGGACCGGCUGAGCUCCCUGGACGACGAGGGACUGGACCUGACCUCCAACCCCUGGCUGUGCGACGGGAAGGUGGAGUAUCUGUGGAGGUGGCUUCAGAAGAACAGCAAGAAGGCUUUCCUGCCAGAGACCAUAACGUGUGCCAAACCUCAGGCCUUAUCAGGACGCUCGGUAAUGUCACUGACUGAAAGUGAACUCAAUCUUCAGUCCUAACAUCCUUAUUCUAUCCUCAUGUUGAUUGUUCCUUGAUAUGGUCAAUAAAAAAAAAUGGUGAGUGAA
Molecule: messenger RNA, 1614 nt
Organism: Solea solea (common sole)
Lineage: Eukaryota; Metazoa; Chordata; Actinopteri; Pleuronectiformes; Soleidae
Product: leucine-rich alpha-2-glycoprotein-like
Cellular component (GO): plasma membrane
Molecular function (GO): protein binding
Source: RefSeq, a predicted model, not a curated record